Daucus carota subsp. sativus is the source of this 2168-nucleotide messenger RNA. Its product is annotated as adenylate isopentenyltransferase 3, chloroplastic. The transcript has a single exon. Gene Ontology annotation, cellular component: mitochondrion. Gene Ontology annotation, molecular function: tRNA dimethylallyltransferase activity. The record is from RefSeq and is a predicted model, not a curated record. Gene Ontology annotation, biological process: tRNA modification; cytokinin biosynthetic process. Bases 280 to 1251 code for a protein of 323 amino acids. NCBI's taxonomy places the organism in Eukaryota, Viridiplantae, Streptophyta, Magnoliopsida, Apiales, Apiaceae.
UUGUAUUGCUAUAUAAAUAAGCAGCAGCUUGGGUCUAACCAACAAAACAUUUUAUUCUUUUCUCCACUCAUCCCCACUCUGUUUUGCCUCUCUGCAACGACAUUUGAAUCUCUCCUCUCCACUAUGCAAAUCCACCUCAUGUGAUCGAAGACUCGCGUCUCAGAGGAUCAGGAGAACGAUCAGGAUACUAAAAGACGUUCCCAGUGCACAAGACUUGGGAGAACGAUCAGGAUACUAAAAGGCGUUCCCAGAGCACAAGACUCGUGCAAAAAAAUAAAAAUGUCGAUGUUCACGUGCAAACAAAUUAGUCCUUCCCUAAACAUGCCUGAUGGCAGGCACGUCCUGCCAUUUCUCCACGGCUCCAGGACGUCAAAAGAGAAGGUUGUGGUUGUCAUGGGAGCCACUGGAACCGGGAAGUCCAAGCUCUCAAUAGACGUGGCAACUCGGUUCAGUGGCGAAGUAGUGAACUCUGACAAAAUGCAAGUCUACGAAGGCCUAGACGUGAUCACGAAUAAGAUCAGUGAGGAGGAAUCAUGUGGAGUCCCUCACCAUCUAUUAGGCAUAAUUGAUGCUAAUGCAGAUUUCACAUCAACGAAUUUCUGCAACAUGGCUUCACUAGCUAUGAGAUCAACCGUGGGACGAGGCCAGCUUCCAAUUAUUGUUGGAGGCUCGAAUUCGUUCAUUGAGGCUCUCGUGGACGAUGAAAUUCAUCAAUUCAGAUCGAGGUACGAGUGUUGUUUCCUUUGGGUGGAUGUCUCAAUGCCAGUCCUCCAGAGAUUCGUGUCAGACCGCGUUGAUCAGAUGGUUGACAAUGGAAUGGUGAAUGAGGCAAGGCAGAUGUUUAGUUUAGAUGGUGAUUAUUCGAGAGGUGUCAAGAAGUCGAUAGGUUUACCCGAAUUUGAUCACUAUUUCAGAGCAGAACGGUUUGCUGAUCUGGAAACUCGGAAAAAAUUACUUAAAAAAGCAAUAGAUGAGGUGAAGAAAAACACGUGUAAAUUAGCUUGUCGUCAGGUGGAAAAAAUUCAUCGACUAAGAACCAAUAAGAAAUGGAAGAUUCAUAGGCUUGAUGCAACAGACGCGUUUCUGAAGCAGGGCAGGAGGUCUGAUAAGGCGUGGGACGAGCUUGUGGCAGCGCCAAGCAGGGCUAUAGUGAGCCAAUUUCUCAGCACUUUCGAGUCUAAGAAGUACUACAUGGACACAUCUGUCAGAGGGGCGGCCAUCGAGACAGCCAUGGUGACUGCAACUUAUUAGAAGUGUGAGAUGUGAAGUUCCACUUGAUAAAGUGUUUUACAAUUUUGGCUUCAUCGACGAAUUUGUUGUGUCUUUCCUGUUGUGGCCACUAAACAGCAUUAGUUAUUUUACACUUGGAGAAUAAAGUGACUGAGAUUUGAGAGCUGUUGUCUAAUCAUGUGAGACUUAUGUACAAAAGACCAAAUUUUUCAUAAACAUUUUGUUUUUGUCGAAUCUCAGUUGCAGUCUGCAGAUUUUUUAAGAGUCACACUGUCACAGUGCCAGAUCUUUAACUGAGGCUCGAGUCUUCGACCUCUUAUUAAGCCAGAGGAGGGAGGAGCUCAUCAUUUAUAAUGGUCAGUCGCAAACUCAUUAAGUUUCAGACAAUAAGAAGCUCAAAUCGAUGGUAAACAUACAUUCCAGAUAUAGACUGCUGAGAUAUCCAUUUACAUGAAACACGAAAGUACAAGAACUCAUCAGUAGAACGAGUUGGAAAAGUAAACUUGUUAUUUUUGUAGUCAUGAACAAUAUAUUCAGCAGAUCGAUCUAGUACUAUAACCACUGACACAACUCGUAUGUUAACUAUGUGGUGCAUGGUGGAACAUAAUAUGUUAAGUGACCAAUUCUGCCAAAAACUCGAGGUCUUAGGAGAAGGGCUUACCUGCAAGUGACCAAUUCUUCGAGCCUUGUUGCUAUAGGCUAAUUUUUUUCAUCGAAUCAGGAAGGUGAGCGUGGAUGAAUCAUGGAUCACAUAUAAUGGAAUGCCACGAUUUGCAGACGGAUUUGCACCGGACAAGUGAUCGUACAGGCAACAAUAAAAGUAUCUCGAUUAUAAGUUCUUCACACAAGUAAUAACUGCUCCUACUUCUCACCAUUCUGCCAAACAAUUGUUACAGCUUCAAGUUCUGUGGCCAAUAUAAAGUUGUAGAAAGACAACA